AAAGAGAAUACAAAUACUACGUGCUUGUCAUUGUUCUGAGUACUACGUUGUGUGGCUGUCGUUUACUGCUGACAAUUGUGUUGAAAUAUCAAAUAUUAUUGAUUUUGUUGAUAUAAUAGUUUUAAAGGGUACUUUUAAAAAAUAUUAUGAAUGCGUUAUUGGAUUAUGGAUCUUCGUCAUCCUCUAGCGAAAGUGAAGAAGAAGUUGUUGACAAAGAGAAAUCUCCAUCGGAAAUUUCGAAACUGAAGCUUCCCAAGCCCGUGCUAGGAGAGAGUUCUUUACAAACCUCAGUGUUUUCGAAUCCAUUUGUCAAAGCAGAGCAGGAAAAGGCAGCUAUUCUGGAGAAACAUGUUAAAAUGGUUCCAGGCAAAGAAGAUACCCAGAUGAUAAAUGGCAAGAAGAUAUGCUGGAACCACAGGAAGGGACGCUGCAGGUUUGGGCACAACUGUAAAUAUGCACAUGACACGGACAUACAGAAGACAUCUGAUGAAUUGGAGGCUGAGAAGCAGAAACUGAAAACAGUGGUAUGUGAGGGUUCUGGCACCAUGACUUCAGCACCACCGCCUCAACUCCAAGAUCCAGCAUCACCCACUGAAGAUCCAUGGGAAGGGAAUACAGACAAGAAGAAACUCAAAAGGCCAGGGCUUCCACAAGGAUUAAUGCCUAACAAGAAAGUAAUUAAGAUGUACAAACAACAAAAACUUAAAGAUAUUAAAAAAUAAUAAAAAAUUACUAAAAUAA
Molecule: messenger RNA, 741 nt
Organism: Manduca sexta (tobacco hornworm)
Lineage: Eukaryota; Metazoa; Arthropoda; Insecta; Lepidoptera; Sphingidae
Exons: 4
Coding region: 147-722 (191 amino acids)
Molecular function (GO): metal ion binding
Source: RefSeq, a predicted model, not a curated record